CUCGAAAGACAGAUGACACCAGAUAUCAUCUGCACGAUUGUGUUUGGUAUCGUAGCUUCAAUUCUGGCCGUCAUUGGUAUUCUUCAAUCUCAAUCUGCAAAACGCAAAAAGAACAGGGCCAAAUCUGGAAGCACAUCGGAUAUGGUAUGGACGACAACUGCCCCCGGCGGCGCCUGUCCGUCCACAGCGGACCCAGACGUUCCCACCGCCUGGUCCAAGCGCCAACCUUAUCAGUCCUACCUCACAGAGCCAACUAAAUAGAGAAUGAAAUUGUGAAAGAAAAGAAAGAGAGGAAGACAGAAAGGGAAAGAGAAAGGGAGAGGAACAAAAAUCAAAAAGCGAAAUGGUGAGAUUGCUGUUUACCUGCACUUCACGGCCACUGCGGCUCAGAAGCCUGUUGUCGUUGUAAGCACAAUAGGAAUGUAACUGACACAGGAGCGAAUAUGGAGCUAGGGUUAGGGGUAGCUGGAACUCUCGGCCAGUCAACAGCUGCAUCGACUAUUACGGCCUCCUUUUUUCCUUCGGUUAUGACAGGAGCAUCUUCAACCAAUAUAUAUAUAUACAUAU
Cryphonectria parasitica EP155 is the source of this 567-nucleotide messenger RNA. RefSeq lists its product as uncharacterized. Bases 13 to 261 code for a protein of 82 amino acids. The record is from RefSeq and is a predicted model, not a curated record. The transcript has 3 exons. Lineage: Eukaryota; Fungi; Ascomycota; Sordariomycetes; Diaporthales; Cryphonectriaceae.